Acanthocheilonema viteae is the source of this 432-nucleotide messenger RNA. The record is from the annotation of a GenBank genome assembly. Lineage: Eukaryota; Metazoa; Nematoda; Chromadorea; Rhabditida; Onchocercidae.
AUGUGCGCAGCACUUUUGCGAACUUUAAGGCUUUUGCUCAUUCUUCAGCUUAUGCUUUGUAAUUCUUUGUGUAAUUCAAAGAGGCACAAACGAUAUUAUCAUAGGCGUUUCAAUUUAACAAUUUCUGUACGUAAUCAUAAUGUUACGGAAGCCAAAUUUUUCCGUCUUGUCGGAGUUGAAAAUAUUGCUGAUUUCAUUGUCGCACCUGGGGAUGUUUUUACGAAAAGUUAUGAGGCGAAACGGAAAGGCUUCUGGAUAUUAUUUGUCGAAUUCCCAGGGAAUCGUUAUUCGAAAUCUCCAAGGAAAAUUAUUUCCCGUGAUUCCUAUAAACAUUGGAUUAUUGAAGUAUAUUAUUAUCCGGGAGCAGUCGGAUUCAGCAGCUGGUAUCAAGCAUAUGACGAUGACAUGCAUAUGAAUAAUAUCUUCUAUUAA